GUGGCUCCUGCAGAUUGUUUUUCAGGAGUGUAUUUUUAUCUGUAGUUAGUUUGCAGGCAGUUUGUAUUUGGAGCUGACAGCCAUGGCGGAUACAGGUGUCAAGAAGGAGCACGCACUCCUAGAAGAAGUGUCUUAUGAUGACGACGAGGUAGCUCUGGUGAGCGCCGCCACAGAGCCGGCAGUAGACGACGGCCCUGCUAAGGAGACGGCCACUGACCCCGGAGGCAAGAGUGAGGCGCAGAUGAACGGGGUCAUGGUCCUCUCUCUGCUCGACAAGAUUAUUGGGGUGGUAGACCAGAUCCAGCAGACCCAGAACGGGCUCGAGGCCCGGCAGGAGUCCAUGGAGAAGUCCGUAUCAACCAUCCAAGGGGAGUUGGCUAAGCUGUCCAAGAACCACGUCGGCACGGCCAACAGCGUCAACAAAAUGCUGGACAAGGUGCGCAAGGUCAGCGUCAACGUGAAGACGGUGCGCAGCAACCUGGAGAAGCAGGCGGGCCAGAUCAAGAGGCUGGAGAGCAACGAGAACGAGCUGCUCAAGAGACGCAACUUCAAAGUCCUCAUCUACCAGGACAAAGUGAAGCCAACGAAGACGUCCAAGGCAGCAGCGGAGACAGUGGUCGAAGGCCAAGCCGUGGAGGGCCUCGAGCAGAUACCUGAGGGACAAGAGGGACUCCCAGACAACCUCAAUUCAGAUGAGGAGGUGGAGAUCGAGGAGAUUAUCGAGGAGUCCCGUACCAAGCGCCUCCAACGCACCACCAAGCAGCAGGUGGACAACAUAAAGAAAGCCUUCUCCAAAGAGAAAAUGGAGAAGACCAAAAUAAAGACAAAGGAGAACUUGGAGAAGACCAGGCAGAGGACCCGGGAGAACAUGGAGAAGACGAGACAGAGAACCCGCGACAACCUGGAGAAAACCAAGCACAGCCUGGAGAAGAAAAUGGGCAAGCUCGGGACCCGCAUGACCCCCAACAUGGAGCGCAGGUCGAAGAUAAAGAGCUCCAAAGAGAAGGCGAAAAAGUCCCUCACUCCCGACCACAAGGUCUACGCUCGCUCCAAGACCAGUGUGUACCGAGUGCCCCCCUUCACCUUCCAUGUGAAGAAGAUCCGAGACGGGGAGGAGGAGGUGGUGGUGCAGAACACAGAGCUGGAGGAGGUGGCCGAGAGCGAGAGCGAGGGCGAGGGCCAUCCGGGCGGAGAGGAGAACGGGCUGGGGGUGCACGUGGAGGUGGAGGAAGGGGAGCUGGUGAGGGUAGACAGCCCAGAGAUGGAGGUUCUGUUGGAGGUGACUGAGGACUCUCAGCUGGUCAGGAUGGAGCCAGACCACCUAAAGAAGGCCCAAAGCGAGUAGAGCG
Molecule: messenger RNA, 1349 nt
Organism: Anoplopoma fimbria (sablefish)
Lineage: Eukaryota; Metazoa; Chordata; Actinopteri; Perciformes; Anoplopomatidae
Gene: cavin1a
Product: caveolae associated protein 1a
Exons: 2
Coding region: 83-1345 (420 amino acids)
Biological process (GO): termination of RNA polymerase I transcription; transcription initiation at RNA polymerase I promoter
Cellular component (GO): caveola; cytoplasm
Molecular function (GO): rRNA primary transcript binding
Source: RefSeq, a predicted model, not a curated record